AUGGAGCAUCAUCUUCUUGGCACUUCUUUGUCUUUACUACUAGUAAUGUUCUUAUUCAGUUCUAUUCUCGUCACCAGCCAUUUUCCGUUUGGCCGCAGCAAACAAGCUUAUACUCAUUCAAAUGUCUCCUGUAUCGAGAGUGAACGACAAGCUUUUCUUCAAUUCAGAAAUGGGUUGAUAGAUGAAUCGAAUCAUCUAUCAUCUUGGAUAGGAGAGGACUGCUGUUCAUGGGAAGUGUUUGACGGUGAAAUUCCCCGCCAUCUAGGAAAUCUCUCAUGUUUACGGCAUUUAGAACUUGGAGGUGUAACUCCCUCCUUAACAUGGAAUCGAUUGACAACGAAGGAUCUCGACUGGAUUGUUGGGCUUUCUUCUUUAGAAGGCCUAAUCCUGUCUGAGGUCAAUUUCACAUCUCUUUCUUCCCAUGAACUCGGUGAAAGUAAUUUCAACAACUACACGAUCCCUCCUUGGCUCCAUAAUCUUACUGGUCUCCAUAAUCUUGGUCUUAGCUCUAAUCAUCUUUCCGAUCCAAUUCAUGGCCUAUCCGAACAAAUGACCUCUCUAGUUUAUCUCGAUCUAGGGGAAAACCGCUUUGAUGCAUCAACGUUGAUGUCACUUUGCAAUGUGAGCAGUCUUAAUUAUUUGGAUCUGAGUUUUAAUGAUAUGCAAGGGUCGAUACCGAGUGAAAUAGGCCAACUUUCGAAGUUGCAAGUAUUGGAUAUUUCUUCCAACUCAUUAACUGGUGUAUUAUCUGAAGACCAUUUUGCAAAACUCGGAGAGCUAAAGUCAUUGAACCUAUCUGAAAACUUAUUCACUCUGAAUGUGAGCUCCUGGUGGGUUCCUCCUUUUCAACUCCGAGAAAUUAUGAUGUCAUCCAUCAAAGUAGGACCCCUAUUUCCAGUUUGGCUUCGAACGCAAAAGGAGGUUCAAAGUUUAGAGAUGCAGAAUGCAGGCAUUUCUGAUAGCAUACCCAACUGGUUUGGAGUGCUUUGUUAUGAAAUUUAUAUUGUAGAUUUCUCCAACAACAACCUAACUUGGAAUCCGUUGGAGUUCAAACAAAUGAAGAAGAGUCCUCCGAUGGUAAUUCUCCAAGCAUAG
Molecule: messenger RNA, 1095 nt
Organism: Coffea arabica (coffee)
Lineage: Eukaryota; Viridiplantae; Streptophyta; Magnoliopsida; Gentianales; Rubiaceae
Molecular function (GO): protein binding
Source: RefSeq, a predicted model, not a curated record